Messenger RNA from Taeniopygia guttata (zebra finch), 2929 nucleotides. NCBI's taxonomy places the organism in Eukaryota, Metazoa, Chordata, Aves, Passeriformes, Estrildidae. The record is from RefSeq and is a predicted model, not a curated record.
GCCGCCGGGCCGGGAGGAGCGGGCGGCUGCCGGCCCAGAACGCUGCGGGAUGGAGCCCGCAGGCCUCACCCCGAGCUCGGAGCUCACCCUGAAGCUGCUGCUGGUCGGGGACAGCGGCGUGGGCAAGUCCAGCCUCCUGCGGAGGUUCAUGGACGGCGCCUUCGAUCCGCGCCUGACACCCACCGUCGGUGUUGAUUUUAAAACGAAGAAGAUGGUGCUGGAGGGCCGUGCAGUACAGCUGGCCAUAUGGGUAGGUCUUUUUCCGGACAGAUGGGGUAUGUUGGGUUUUGAGAGAUGUAUAUGCUUCAAGAGCUGUUUUUUGUGGUUUCUUCACCUUCACUUUCUUCCUGCUCCUCCUCUCUCUUUGCUAAAGUCUUCUGCAUAUUGAGAUUUUGUCCUUAAGCCACAGUGUGUGCAGAAUGAGUGUUGUGAUGGUACAGCAGUAGCUGCAGACAAACAAAAACACUUCUAAAGGCUUCCUUAGCCAAGGUGUGGGACUUCCUUCCGUUCCAGUGGAGGCUUUGAGUGCCCUUUGCUGCAGUUUCUCCAAGGCUCUGGGGAGUGUAAAGCUUCUGAAGCUGUAGCAUGUGAGAGGCGGCCCCUGCACGCUUCAGCAAUCGAGCUGGUCCUGCCCAGUCUGACCCCCUGCAGCAGUGGAUGGAGAUAAAGUCCCCGUGGUACACAUGAAAGGCAUUUUAGGAAAGGUUGUUUGGGUUAAUCCCACCUCAGGCAAAGACAAACCCAUCCCUGGCAGAGAGGUGCCUGCAUGAGCCAGGAGCACAGAAAUGGAGUCAAGCAGAGAGGUGAUGCUCUGGGUAAGGAGCUGCGUGAUCGCCUGUAGGGGCUGUUUAGCAACUCUAUGUGAUGCUUUAUUUUGGUUAAAAUCACACCAAAAAAACCCCACAAAAACCACUAAUCUUGUUAUUGAACUACUUAAAGGUUGAUUCAGAUUAACUAGGAAACCUCGAGCAUUUGUCCUGAACUUCUGCAUAUACUGUACAGGCAUGAAUUUUAUAUUCACUUGAAACUAGUAGGAGUUUUUAAUUUAGAGCACAGAAGACUGAAAUUUUCCUCCUUACUGAUAUCUGCAAGGACUGUGGCUGAUCUUUCAUUUCCAGGUUUCUGUUGCAGCUACAUAAAAGACAAUAUUCUUAGAGCAACAGUAAAAUGUACACUGUGAAGAUAUAAAGGUGGGGAACAAACUGAGUUUCUAAAGAAAAAGCUUCUUGAAAAGAUUUCUAGGAGAAAUUGAAAUACAUAGGGGACAACAUGUAAUUUCCGCUGUAUUUGUUUCUCAGCUUUAUUAUGGAAUAAUUAUCUUCUAGAUUUGCUGUCACAACCUGAGAACAAUUUAUUUUUCUCCAUUAUGGAGAAAAUGGGGAACUGUGGAUUUCUUUUUGGUGGAAAAAUGGGAUACUUCAGUCUGGGAUGUAUUUCUGUUUAUCCUGUUCAACUUAAGUGUACCUUUAAGAGAGAAUGGAGAGGAGGUUCACUCAUUAAAAAACUCCCAUCUUCUCUCUGGUCCCAAAAUAAAUUUUUCCUAAGUGGAAUAUACUCCCUGCAAAUAAGAUAAAAUAUUUCCCCCCCCCCUUCCUUCAGAGACCAGUGCCAAGACAGAGGAUGGAGUGCAACAUGCCUUUGAGGAACUGGUCAUAAAGAUCCUGCAGACUCCGGAUCUCUGGGAUAAGGAAACAGCAAAGAAGGGAGUCCAGCUCAUGGAAUCAUCAGCACAGAAGGAUAAAGGCUUUUGUGGUGCCUCCUGUGCACUUACUUAAAUGUACAGGGGGCUGUUCUGCCUGACUGGAGGGGACUUGGGGGAAAAAAAAAAGUGGUGAUGGGAUUCCAAGCACCAAUCUGUGCCAUGAUUGAUGUGCCAUCAGCUUUGCAGAUCCAAAACACAAACUCAUUAGCAAAAUACAUUUUUAUUCAUUAACAAAAUACAGUUUCUCCUCCUCUUUUGCACAACUGCUGUCUGCAGGUUUGUUUUUUUUUUUUGCCAACUCAGAUUUUUCACUUUAAAUCAUAGUGUGGCUUAGAGUAUAUGACAUUCAACAUGGACUUUUGCUGGAAUUCCUGCCUCAGCAUAAAUAAGGUGGUAUUCAAUUCUGGAAUAUUAUUGAGAAGCUUCUCUCCCCUGGGAUGGCAUGGGAGGCUUUUAGGCAACCACGUUACCUUCGUAUAGUUACUCAGCAGGAGUUUGAUCAGGGGACAGUUUCCUGAUUUUGGAUGGUUUUAAAAAGUCAAAAUUGCUACAUGUCCCCAGCCAGUAAGCUGAGUUACUGGUUAAUUUUAGGGCUGUGAUGAAGAGGAUGUGUAUUUUAACUCGGGACACUGAAGGUGACCCUGUGCUGUUCUCUUGGCACUGAGGAUCAGGGAUGAGAUGGACUCAUCAUUUUGGGCUGUCUCACACCGUGGCUGUGGUUUUGCAGUCACUGAGGUUCUCUGCAAACCCUUGUCCUCUUCCAGUAACCACAGAUAAAACUGGAAGUUUUAUCAGAACUGAUAAAAAUUUUGUCAGAAAUUGGUAAAACUCAAUUUCACAGAAGAUUGCUGCCUAUGGGAGGCUUUGCACUAGGGUGAGUCUGUCACCCAUCCCACUAUGAAGUCACCUUUUUAUCUUUUACACUUUUAAUGGCAAUAUUGUAUUUUGCUAGCUUACAUUAAAGUAACUGAAAAUUUCAGGUGUAUCUUGUAUGUAACUUGUGCCUUGCUUCUGUUAAUGCAUGUUUCUACUAUUAGACUAUGUUAGAUCAUGUAACAUACAGCUUUAUUUACUGCUAGUCAUUCAAAAUAUUUUAAGAUGUUAUGUUAGCAACCUUGCUUUAAAUAAAUUCUGACCCUUAGCUUUUUAACUUAAAUCUGAAUCUUCUAAAUAUGUUUAUAUAAAAAUCUGUUUGUAACCUGAAAUAUAGACCUAGGGUGAGAUCAA